GAAGAAAGCUCAUCCAUCCACAGGCCAGCAGCAGCUAGCUUAGCAGACAACGUAAACACUGGAACAUCUUUAGCUAGACUGAGCCAUUUUAUGACAGUUUAGCUUUUGAUUUCUUUAAGAAUAACUACACGAUGCGGUUGUUUAGCUAAACGUCUUUUGGUGCGCCAUGUUUGUUUGGAUUUAGAAAUAACAAAGGCCUUGGAGUUGUCCUGUUAACGAACGCUCAUGAUUCAGCUGGAGAAACCAGUGCUGACUGGAACCAUGCCGGUGGUGUGGCCCACCAUCCUGGACCUGGGCCGGGAUGAGUGCAAGAGAAUCCUCAGAAAACUCGAGCUGGAGGCUUACGCUGGCGUGAUCAGUGCCCUGCGAGCUCAAGGAGACCUGACCAAGGACAAGAAGGAUUUACUGGGAGAACUCACUAAAAUCCUCGGUAUCUCAACAGAGCGCCAUCGCGCAGAAGUCCGCAGGGCUGUGAACGAUGAGCGCCUCACCACCAUCGCAUACCAUAUGUCGGGUCCAAACAGCUCGUCCGAGUGGUCCAUUGAGGGACGCCGACUCGUCCCCCUGAUGCCGAGGCUCGUCCCUCAGACGGCGUUCACCGUGACUGCCAACGCUGUGGCCAGUGCCACAGCCAAUCAGAACGCCUCCCUUCUGUUGCCGGCAGAAACGGGAAACAAAGAAGUGGUUGUGUGUUACUCCUACACGAGCACCACCGGCACCUCCACCAGCGCGACAGCGAGCAGCGGCGCCAUCGGAGCAACUGUCAAAUCCCCCCGACCGCCCAGUCCUUCCUCAAACGUGGUGGUGCUGCCCAGCGGGAGCACCGUCUAUGUGAAAAGUGUGAGCUGCUCCGACGAGGACGAGAAACCUCGCAAGCGCCGGCGGACGAACUCGUCCAGCUCGUCGCCGGUGAUGCUGAAGGAGGUUUCUAAGGUGACGAUGCCGCCGGUGUCCAAGAGCAUCACGGUGCCGCUGAGCAGCCCCAAGAUGAGCAACAUCAUGCAGAGCAUCGCCAACUCGCUGCCCCCUCACCUGUCCCCCGUCAAGAUCACCUUCACCAAGCCCACCAUCCAGAGCACCAACACCACCACGCAGAAGGUGAUCAUCGUGACGACUUCUCCCAGCUCCAACUUUGUGCCCAACAUCCUGUCCAAGUCUCACGCUCACAACAACGCCGCUCUGUCUAAGCUGGUCUCCACCUCCAUGCUGACCGCCGCUGCCCAGAAACAGACGGUGGUCUUCCCGGCCAGCGCGACAGCCAACACCGUCGCGGUGACCACCGUGGUCUCAUCUACGCCGGCAGUGGUCAUGUCAACAACAUGUGCUUCAGCCGGAGUGAAGGUGGCUUCAGCCAGACUUCCUUCACCUAAGACCCUGGUGGGCUCACCGGCUCAGAUCAUGGCCCAGUUCCCCAAACAGCAGUCCCCCAAACAGCUGCACCAGAGCUCAGCUAUGGGAGUCACCCAGACCACCAGCAGCUUACAGGGCUGCAAGCCCACCAUUCAGAUCAAACAAGAGUCCGGAGUCAAGAUAAUCACUCAGCAGGUUCAGCCCAGUAAAAUCCUGCCCAAGCCUUCGUCGGUGGGUUUGUCCAGCAGCAGCUCGUCUCCCAUCAUGGUCGUCAGCAGCAAUGGAGCCAUUAUGACGACCAAACUGGUCACUCAGUCCACAGCUACCCAGGCCGCCUACACCCGACCGACCGUGAGCCCCAGCCUCGGAGCCAGAAUAUCGGCCUCCAGCGGCGGGACCACCUACGUCAAGACCACCAGCGGCAGCAUCAUCACAGUGGUGCCCAAGUCUCUGGCCACGCUGGGUGGCAAGAUCAUCAGCAGUAACAUCGUGUCCGGCACGACGACUAAGAUCACCACCAUCCCCAUGACCUCCAAGCCAAACGUCAUCGUGGUUCAGAAAACCACGGGGAAAGGAGCGACCAUCCAAGGGCUGCCCGGCAAGAAUGUGGUCACCACGCUUCUAAAUGCCGGGGUGUUGCCAAAGUUUGAAACCUUCACAUCCUACACAAAGGGAGAGAAAGGCCUGCAGGCUGUUCAGGGCACCAAACCGGCCAUCAUCACGGCCUCCAGACCCAUCACCAAGAUGAUCGUCACCCAGCCCAAAGGCAUGAGCUCCGGGUCCCAGACCGCCGCCACCAAGAUCAUCCCGACCAAGAUCGUCUACGGCCAGCAGGGCAAGACACAGGUUUCCUUCCAGGUUCUCAUCAAGCCGAAGCCAGUGUUCCAGACGGCGGUGGUGAGCGAACAGACCCGGCAACUGGUCACCGAGGCGCUGCAGCACGUGACCCGCUCGGCAGAACUGGUGCAGGUUCAGGCUCAGGGUCUGGGUCACGACGGGUCCACGAAGGACGACUCCGGAAGCUUAGCAGGCGAGUCGUCCCACAGCGGCGCUCAAGAGCCUCAGCCUGUAGUGCACGUGGUCUCCUCCAGAGAGCAUGAUUGGACAGAGCAGGAAAUAUCAGUGGAGUCCAGCCCGACUAUCAUCUACCAGGAGGUGUCUGGUGGGGAAUCCCAGUCCGCUACGUCAACCAUCAAAGCCCUGCUGGAGCUUCAACAGACGACAGUGAAGGAGAAAGCCGAGUCCAAACCCAGACACACCAUUGACCUGAGCCAGAUGGCGGUGCCCCUCCAGCUGAGCCAGGACAAGAAGCCCAGUCCAGAGUCCCCCAGACCCUCCACCUCAGAGGCUGAACCCAGCACCGAGUACCUCACAGCAGGUAAAGUCGUCAGCAGCAGAGUGGGCGUGGUCUCCGAGGACGACAACAACGUGGUCAUGUCCUCCAGCCAGCAGCCGGGGAAGCUCUACAAAAUCAGCAGCCAGGUUACUGCGGUAAACAAACCGGCAGCCGCAGCUUCACACGUCGGCCACAUGCCCUCUGACAGCCACGGUAGAACCGAGGCCGUGUUAGAGGUGGGCGAGCUGGAAGGCGACACCUUGGACCCCCAAACAGGUUUAUUCUACCGCUCCAGCCAACCGGCUUCAGAGCCCACGAAGCAAACCGGCCACUCUGCAGCUGCUCGGCCUGAGGCCGAGCAGAGCCGCCUCACCUCCACCUCCGUGCAGCCGCCACCGCCACCCCAACUACACAGCAAACCUCAAAUCAGCCAGCCUUCCUCUUCCUCCGCUGCCUUCCCUUCCACUCUUCUUCUGACGAAGAAACUCCCAAAACUACGAGAGCAGAUUCAGCCCAAACCCCAGGUCUUAACCACCCAGAGCCCCAAAGACAGACUGCCGGCCCAACCAGGGGCAAAGGUAACGAGUAACCCGGUCACGCCAACCAACAAGCCCCUGUUGACGCCGCAGCUGCCGAAGCUCCAGCAAGCGCCCACGUCCCACCACAGACCUCUGCACACGCCCAUGUCCCACCCGCCUCCACUGCAGGCGCACCACCCAGUCAGCACGGAGAAGACCGCCUCCAGCCAGCAGCCAAUCAUCACACAGAGCGCCACCGUCACCAAGAUCACCUUCGGUGUCCCCCACCACACGUCGCAGGUCUUCAGCAGCGGCGAGGCCACCGCCAAGCUGAUCCCGGAGUCCAGCUCCAGGCCCUCGGGGGACAAGCCCUCGGUGUCCUCGGACAUCCUGAAGAUCUCCAUGAUGGAGGCGGAGAUCGACCCCAGCACGGAGCCCAUGGUGGUGGACUCCUCCAGCGACUGCGGCCCUCUGGGCAAAGCCCUGGAGGUCCGGGCCGUGUCGGGCACGCUGGACUUGGGUCAGUUCAUCAGCAGCUCCGGGGCCUCCGUGCACCAUCACUCCCACAACAAGUCCCAGCAGUUCGGCUGCAUGCAGGGCCUCACCGCACAGAGGAGCAAAGAAGACCUGGAGGUCAUCGAGGUGAUUCCUCAGUAUUCCAUCCUGCCGGACUCCAGCCAGUCCAACGUGGUGGUGGAGCCCAGCGGCUUCCUGGAGAUCACCAACUACACCAGCCAGCAGCUGGAGGAGGACAGCCCCAUGGAGCAGGAGGUGGACAGCAGCAACGACGAGGCCACGGCAGCCGGUGACCAACCGUAGAGCCUCCGGUGGACAAAGACUUUAUGGCUGUCUAGUGCAAGAGCAAAAAUGUAAAAUAUGAGUUUGUUCAUAAGUACUUGUUUUCCUCACCACAACUAAUGGCACGUGUUUUUUUUUUUUUUAUUGCCAGUGAGGAGUGCUGAGAUGUAAAAUGAGGGAGCGAGGUGAAAGGAUUAGUUUUAGUGCAGUUGGAAAAACAGCCACUCCAAACAUACCUUCCAGGACAGUUGGACGUCCAUGAAAUUGAUUAUUUUGGCAGUUUUGGCUCCGGUCAUUUCAGUAACAUACAGCCGGAUCAAACCCACCGCAGUCCUGCAUUCAUGCUGAUCAUCCAGAGUAUUUCAAAUACAUGUUCCCCAAUGUAGUGUACAAAGCGACGCUCCCGUCGGUGGACUGAAUCUGAAGGUUUUUCUACCAGAUGAACAGUGUUUUUUUUCUUUGCAGCUUUUUAACAGUGAAAUCUCGUAAAAUGCUUCUGGGAUUUUAAGAACGAAGCUGGAGCAGAUUGAAGGAACAUAAACCAGACGAGCGCCCUGGAGGAAGGAUACCAUGUGUGUUACUGUUCAUUGUAACUGAUGUAAUGUAGAAAGAAACGUACCUUUCUUUGUAAGAUAUAUAUUCUCCAGUUUAAAAAGUUGCUGUGAGAAUUUCCCCGAGUAUGCAUCUGCUUCUGCAUAGUGUGUUUUAAACUAUGCAUUUAUUUUAUACCUUUUCAAACUAGAUGACUAGUUGAGAGAAAUCAUUUAAUCUGCACAAUAAAUCCGCUGAGUA
This is a messenger RNA of Anarrhichthys ocellatus (wolf-eel), 4794 nucleotides long. RefSeq names its product EMSY transcriptional repressor, BRCA2 interacting (gene emsy). Bases 226 to 4023 code for a protein of 1265 amino acids. Gene Ontology annotation, cellular component: nucleoplasm. The record is from RefSeq and is a predicted model, not a curated record. NCBI's taxonomy places the organism in Eukaryota, Metazoa, Chordata, Actinopteri, Perciformes, Anarhichadidae. The transcript has 21 exons. Gene Ontology annotation, biological process: regulation of DNA-templated transcription.